Messenger RNA from Closterium sp. Naga37s-1, 816 nucleotides. The record is from the annotation of a GenBank genome assembly. NCBI's taxonomy places the organism in Eukaryota, Viridiplantae, Streptophyta, Zygnematophyceae, Desmidiales, Closteriaceae.
AUGGGGCGCUACGGGAAACGGGUUACAACGAGCGAACCCUUCCCCACCCACGGUAGUCCCUGCAGUGCCAUUCACAUAGCGGCCAGACCUCUCCCCCACCCCUCGUCCCCGCCACCUCCCCACCACGGCAGUAGCCGCAGGAGGGGAGAGGCAGGGCAGAGGGUGGGGCUGCAAGGGCUCACGCGGCCACCCCCUCCACGCCACCUCCCCCCCCACUCCCACAUUCGCGGAAGGAAAGGCGACGGAAGAGGGGGGAGGGAUGGAGGGACGGCCGGCAGUGCGGCUGUGGCUGGCGGACGUCCCCCGUCACCCCCUUCCCCCUUUCCUCCCCCACACAGCGACUGCCGCUGCAAACGCACAGGGGCGGGACAGGUGAGGAAGCGCAAGGGGGUCACGACGGCCACUCCUUCCACACCACCUCCACAUUCACGAAGGUCUGUCGGCUUGCUUACUGGCGGGCUCACGGGUCCACUUGUUGGCGGGUUCACUGGCGGACUCGUUGGCGGGUCCGUCGGCGGAUUCGCUGGCGAGUCCAUUGGCGGGCACGGUGACGAGUCCGUCGACGGUUUGAUCGGCGGGCCUGUUGACUCGCGCGCAGGUGGGUCCGUCGACGGGCUUGCUGAUGCGCGCGCUGGCGGGUCCGCUUGCGGGCUUUCUGACGCUCGCGCUGGCGGGUCCUCUAGCGGACUUGCAGACAAGCGCGCUAGUGGGUCCGUCGGCGGUUUUGUGGGCAUGCUCGCCAUGGGCCACGCACGCCAUGGAAAAAAGACGAUCGAUGGGCGGGUCUACGAGCAGCAGGGGGCGGGGCCCAAUUAA